GGAAAAACUGUAAGAGUAACAGUUAACUUAGUUGGUGAGUAGCGUUCGAACGUUUUUGAAUUAUUUAAUUUAGUAUUUCUCGCCUUAAUCUUUUACAGAAAUCUUGUUAGAAGUAAGUUUUUUUUUGCUGCGUUAGGAGUUGUUAGUCCUUCUAUGAGACGGCAGGAACAUAUUUUUUUUAUAAAUGUUUACUUUGAAAAGUUCGUUUUUGUUGUUCUCUACCUGAUGCAACUUUUUCCCACUUAGCUAAGGGUAUCGGCUGUUACAGAGACACUGGCCGACGGGCCAUACCAACCUUGGAGCGCAGAAGUCGCCUUCUCAGAGGAAAUUACCGCAGAAGACGAUACGCUAUCAAGAAAUGUGCUCUCGCGGCUUAUGCAAAGGGACACAGAGUAUUCGCUGUGCAACAUGGAGGAUGGUGCGCGUCAGGAAGGAGAGCUCAUCUCACCUAUGGGAGAUACGGAAGAUCUAACAGAUGUAGGAAUGGAAAAGGAGGACCUUGGGCUAAUGAUGUCUAUGUACUCAGAGGUAUCCGUUUUACUUAUGUCGCUCCUGAAGAUUUUUCUGGUUUUUCCAUUUCUUAUGGCUGUCUGAUCAAUAAGCUAUUUCCGAGUUUCAGAGAACCUCGCUUCUUUAAUGAGACUAAUUGCGAAACCUUUCCUGAAUACACGAGUUUUAUUAGUGUGAAAAUGUAAAUGAUAUUCCUAUAAAUCGUUUCGCCCUUAACUUCAAGGCUUUGGGUAUUUUGGAAAUGGCCUUUUUGUAGCUCCUUAUAGCUUUGUAAUUUAAUUUUUUUUCUUUCUUCUGAUAGGUUCAUGCCGUGUACGCUCAUCUACUGGAAACUGCUGUGUGUUCCCAUUCAUUUACAAGGGCAGACGGUACAACCGCUGUACCAGAGUCAACUCCAAACGAGCAUGGUGCGCCAGUACACCAAAUUACGAUCACGAUAAGCUGUUUGGAUACUGCGGAGGAAGAAAACGUAAGGAAUUAGUAAAGGAUAUCUUUUUUUACCUUAGAUAUGAUAUAAAUGGACAUUGAACGGUUUGUCUUACGAUACAGAGUCACUAUCAAUUGUAAACCACGAAGUUUUGACUGCUAUUCCGAUAGCCUCCCAGGACCCCUUAACUCAUUAUAGUCUAUUCGAUGGCCAAUUGUAGACCCACAUUGAUCAUUUUUGAUAAUAGGGUAACAACUUUUUAAUCGCAAGUCUUCCAAAUUUUUAAAUCCUUAGUUAACAGAAUUUUCUUACCCCAAAAAAUCCCGAAAAUGAGCGACCUCAUUCUAGCUCAUCAAUUGAAAAUACAACCAAUUAUAGUCAAUCCAGUUUUGAAAAUUGGACCUCAUCCGAAGGCACAUUACUACUAGCCUUUACGAAGAAGUUCCCUUUCCCCCCCCCCCCCCCCCCCGCCACGUUAUUAUUCCGCUAAGAAGAUGUAGUCGCCUCUCAAUUUUGCUGUUGUUACAUUUACCUUAAACGCUGUGUGUUGUUCCGUAGAAGAAAUUACGUAGGAAUCUUUCUCACUUAUUUAUGUGCUCGUUUGACGGUAAAAAAAAAAGACUAUUAACUAAAGCUUGCGCAAUUUCCCCCUAAAACAGCUGUGCGUCCAAUCAGGAUUACUACCUCGAUAACACGUAAGUAAAAUAACUCAAUAUUAGCGGUCAGGAUAACACACUGUAAUAUCCGCUUCGGUCCUACCGUCAAUCUACAUUGUAUUUAUGCAUUCCUGAAAAAAAAUUGCUUGCGUUAAAGUUGUUUUAGGAAAUCUUGCUUUUUGCAUUGAAGAGGGCAGCCUUGAAGUUGACUACUGAUGACGCCGCGUCAAAUGCUUAAUGGAAUUUGUGACAGAGUUAUUAAAAACAGUACCGAAAUUUCUUCUAAGAAAAGAAUAGGAACUUUCGUGCAUAGCAUGGCUGCCCAGUCUGUUUCUGAUGUUCUUUGUUAGCUCGCUUUUUUCAGAGCAAGUUCUUUGGUGACGACAAAACGAAGAAAUACACAUCUCUGAGUUCACUUCGAAACAAAAAAUUUAACAUCACGAUCCAUGGAUCUUUUAGGAGUAUACCUAUAUCUAUUUGGUCAAAAUGUUGACCUUGUUGACAUGUUAACUAAUACAAUAUAGAGAAAGGAUUGUCUCGCAUCAAUUUUUACCCUCAAACGAUACCCUUGUAGGCUUGAAAUUUACGUUUAUUAUCGAAACUAAGGUCCAAUAACCUUUUUUUUUGCGCAUGUUUGUCCUUCAGUCCAGAGGAUAGGAUGUUACAAAGACACCUGGCGCAGAGCCAUCCCUAUAAUUGAAGGCCGAAGCCCGUUCUUAAGAGGAAACUACCAACGAAGAAAAUACGCCAUUCGAAAAUGUGCGUUAGUCGCCAUAAAACGUGGCUACUCCUACAUGGGAGUCCAACAUGGCGGACAGUGUGCAUCCGGGCGUUAUGCCUAUAAAACAUAUGCUAAGUAUGGCCGGUCAAACAGAUGUAGGAAUGGAAAAGGAGGAGCUUGGGCUAAUGAUGUUUACAGGAUUUCAGGUGCUUAAACUUUUCAGCCACGCUGUUAUCGAUUACGCUGGUGGUAGGAAACUCAGGCAGCUUCUUAUCACCUCCUCUGGAAGUAGAGGCAAUCGUUUCACAAGCCAUGCUGUUUUUCUUUUCACAGGAAGGUGUAAGCAGCGUACUGUUACCGGCAACUGCUGUGUAUUCCCGUUCCGGUAUGGCGGGCGCAUAUACAGGUCAUGUACAACUCGUGGAAGUCGACUGAGAAGAGCCUGGUGUCCAACCCUCCCAGGCUACCGCAAAGGACAACCUUGGGGUUACUGUAGAGGAUAUCGAGGUAAGAUUUCAUCUUGUGAGGUUCGUUUGAUUGUUUGUUUGUUUGUUGAGUUAUCCAAUAGAUCGUGUUUAGGUGACUUCCACGGUCACUUUAGCACGCAUCGCACGGGCCAGAAAUCCAAGCGAAAAACCUCGGUCCGCAACUUUAAGUAUGGAACUCGAACUCAGUUGAUAAGAGGUUUUUACAUGGAAAGUAACUAAAUAAACAUAUCCAUUUUGCCAACAGUUCCACCAACACGAAUCACAAGUGGAGUUGUCAGUAAGUUAUGACUGAUUAUUAUUCAAAUAUUGACUAAAUCAACUUCCUCUCGCCGUCCGCUGCUUUCAAAUAGAGUUACACAAACAAAAGUGUCGAGUUGAGUGUUUUUAUGCAUUCAGUCUUCCCUUCUAUUCUCUGAUCUUAGUUUCGGAUUAAUAAACGAGUGUCUUGAUUCAUGCAGGCUUUUUCAGGGGUUAAGUAUAUUAAGAUUUUCAGGGUCUUUGUUAAUCAGGUGUACGGUAUCUCCCAAACACAACAAAAAGUUGUUUUUUAUUCGUGUAGUUUAGUCAAGUGAAGGAAAUUCCUAAUAUAUUGAAUUAAAGAUUUCACGGGGGAAAAAUUGGGUAUGUCAGUAUCCCGCUAACUCCCUUCCCCCCCCCGUCGGUCAUGUCCCUCCUCCCUUUCUCUUCCCCCCCUCGGUCAUGCCUUGUCCUGGUGAGUCUCAGAUUAGUUCAUUAACCUUUUGUUUUCUUUUUAUUCCUUGACAACACCUUUCAGUCAAACCACUUGGAUGCUUCAAAGACACUGCUCGGCGAGCUAUCCCAGGAGUGGACGGUCGUUACUCGUUAGUGAAAGGCUACUACCGAUCACGAAAAGCCGCCAUAGAGAAAUGCGCUCUUGUUGCUUUGAUGCUCCGAGCCAAGGUGUUUGCCGUCCAACAUCAGGGAUGGUGCGCUACGGGUCGAAGAGCUCAUGUGAAGUAUGGGAGGUACGGACGAUCCAAUCGGUGUAGGAAUGGAAAGGGAGGACCUUGGGCUAAUGAUGUGUACAGAGUGUAUGGUGAGUCCUGGCUACUGUUGGAUACAAUAAUUACUACAAAUUGAGUCGUCUUUUUUCUGACCUCAAUGGUGUACCCUUCAAAGUAAUUUGCGCAAGUUAUUAGAAACAGAUAAUGGUCUUUUGCUUGGUAUACUUUGUGUUCCACAUUCUCUCGUCUUCUUUCAUUCAUCUGAUGGUGUGUUUGGUCUACGGGUAUUCGUAAUUGUUUUUUUUAUUUUCAAAUUAAGAAAAAAAAUGAUUAGAGCGGUAACAUUUACGUUUAGGCAUUCCAUCGAAAAGAUUUACUUCUCUUAGAGAUUUUCUGAUCUCCUUGUGCAACCUUGUAAUGUAUCAUUGGACAUGAAUUAACCAUUGUAUAAUUUUAUCUUUCAGGAUCCUGUGGAGCAAAGACAACUAAACGUUAUUGUUGCUCGCUGCCGUUUAUCUACAAAGGUCGUCGCUAUAACAGUUGUACAAGAAAAAACCAUAAUCGUCCAUGGUGUGCUUUAACUUCUAACUAUGAUCGCGACAGGAAAUGGGCCAACUGUGCCAGUAAGAAUUUUGUUUUCACUUCCGGAAAAAGUGAAUCGUAGUUCUGACUAUAUAAUAUUUCUAUGAUUUUAUUUUAAUGUUUUCUUAUUUUUUUUGUAGCACGUAAACCUGUUCGACCAGUGAAACCAAUCAUUCCGCCCGUGAGAGGUUAGUUGAUCGAGUACUUGUGUGUUUUCACGCAGUCUUAAGAGUAGCAUAUCGCGAUGUUUAAAACAGUCGAGACACGUUGUGAUUAGUUUUUCUUCCAUUGUUUCGUCCCUCAACCUGUUUUCUUUUCAUUGCAGCCCGUGUCGUUCAAAUCACUACUGGAUUGAAAGGUAUCUCUUUAAUGUCGUAAUUCGGUUUUCUGAAUAGUUAAGACCAUUUUUACUGAAAAAUACAGACUUUUUCUUCUGGGACACUUUUUUUUUAAUCGAAACUCACUUUGAUUCCGUCUAAAAAAAAUGUUAAUAUAACAUUUUUACCAUUACCUUUCUCUAUCGGACACUUUUUACAGUCCUGAAGGAGUCCCUCGACUUAAAGUUCCAUUUAACACUAAAUAUAGCCAGAGUGGGACAAAUUUGCCCUCCUCCCCCCCUCCCCGUGGGUUUGAUAGACGUCUUAGCCUCUAUUUUAUUUAAACUGUGUGGAUCAAUUCUUCGCUUAUCCUCUUCAAGUCAAAUAUAAUUUAUUACAUAGAUAUUAUUUCAGAGUAAGAGGUUUGUUGGACCAGACGAAAACCUAAGGGACAAGUAUGAACCAAAAAAAAAAAGUUAAGUUACGGAUGGAGACUAAAAUUAAAGGGAUUGGGAACGACCAACUCUUAAAAAAUAUUCUUAUCCACCUCUAGCCAUACCUAUCGGUUGCUUCAGGGACACUGGUCGCCGAGCGAUUCCAACUAUGGAAGGGAGGAGCCGUCUCCUCAAAGGACCUUACCGACGAAGAAGAUAUUCGAUUCAAAAAUGCGGUGUCGCUGCAGAAAGACGAGGAUAUAGAGUGUUUGCAAUACAGCACCAGGGAUGGUGUGCUUCAUCUAAAUUCGCCUAUCGAACGUAUGGAAGAUACGGAAGAUCUAAGAGGUGUAGGAAUGGAAAGGGAGGACCAUGGGCAAACACUGUUUACAUUCUGAAAGGUAACAGGAACUUUUCUGCCAGUUUGAGUUAACCAAAUAGUUUCUGAUUAAUUUUUCUACUGCUUUGCCGUGAGCUUUAGGGUUCGUAUUUGAUUUCCAGUUUCUUGUCCUCGUCGGGAUGUUUUCAUCUUAAUUCCAAAUGAAUCCCUCAAGAGUAACUAAAAACGGCUACAACCGCGUGUAAUACUCAUGACACAACUGCAUUAACAAGGAAAUCAGCUUUGCUCUAAAAUCAACUACGCUGAUGUAGGGCGUGGUAGAGAGCUGAACUUAUUUGUAAAGUUCCUUACGUUGCUAAAAAUACUUACAAGGGAGUAGAGAAAUAUUUGAUAUGAGUUAACUUAGUAUAGUGUUAACCCAGACGUUUCAUUAAAAGCCAGUUACCGUUGGUCUACCGCUUCCUAGAAGACCUCUCACUGCUGUCUUGUUUAACCCUUUAACCCUUGAGAGUGAUUAACAUCUAAUUUCUCCAUAGAAAAUCACCCCUCAAUGAAACGUUAAGGUCAUGAGAAUAAAAUAAAUGAUCACCAACUAAAGAAGCUCUUGAUUUUUUAACAAAUUCUCCUUGUCAGCACCUUAGGAAAUGUAUAGAGAACAGUAUGGAGAAUAUGCAUACUGAUGUUAGGGUGUAAAGGGUUAAACUGCGAGCUGGUUCUCGUGUUGGGUUUCAGCACAGCUGCCUAUUACAUCAUCAGUAGCAGCUCAUGCGAAAAAUUAUUGAAACCGCUGGUCAAUCGCCUUUCGAACAACCCACCGCCGAACAACACAUUCAUUAGUUUACUCCUGUCUUCCAAGCCAACCGGCAAAAUACCAAUGACUGAUUUAAUUAUAUUAUUCCUCUAGGCUCUGCUCGUGCGCGAACAACACGCAACAACGCAUGCGUGUUCCCGUUUGUCUACAAAGGUAGAAGGUACACCAGCUGUUCAAGGGUCAACUCAAAACGGCCCUGGUGCGCUAUUACUCCUAACUAUGACGUGGACAAAUUGUGGGGAUACUGUCGUGGACGCGGAGGUGAAGAUUAUCUUAAAUACCAAAAGGCCCACUGUACAGCUUUUGCUAAAGUUAUUGAACACGCCACAGUACUCGCUUAUCGAUGCGCAAGUUAUCUUAAAUUUCGUUUCUCCUUGGUAUUACAAAGUUUUUCUACCUUCUCCGAGAACGUUUUUCUUUUACUUUAUUAAUUUCUUCAAAUUGAAAGGAAAAAAAACUACUCAAAAUGAACUUUGUUUUCCGGUUUUAUUUCUUUUAGUUCCUGAGAUAAAGAUCGUUCCAUUUAUUAGCAGUAAGUAUUCCUUGUUUGGUGUUUUUUUGUUUACCUUUUUGUUUUUUUGUUUUUUUUUACUGCUCAUCUCAAAUGUUUGGGUGACUUUCGGACAUUUUUGUAAAAUAUGUCAUUGAUGGGUGCUAUAGUUAGUCUGACCCUUCUUGAACGUCUCCUUUUGAAUCGCUAGUUUUCUUUCUUCGGUGUGAUGAGCUAAAUAAGAGAACUUAUGAAAUAGUUUGUACCAACAAAUGUCGAAAUUUUCUUUCGUAACUAGCCUCCUUGGUAAUUCCCCGGUCUCCAUGAUCAGUUUUUUCUAAUGAUAUUUUUUACGGUUCUUCUGCAAUUGCAAGAGUACUUUACAAAAUGCGUCAGAUGGGUCAUGGCUAAUGACAUAUCAUCUUUACACUUGCAGUCCAAAGAAUCGGCUGCUUCCGUGAUACAUCUCACCGAGCUAUCAAACCAUUGGACGGUAAACUUCUGCUUGUCAGAGGAAAUUACCAGAGAAGAAAGAAAGCCAUUGCUAAGUGUGCCCUGGCUGCCUCUCGAUUUGGUUUUAGGGUGUUUGGAGUCCAACAUGGCGGCUGGUGUGCAUCCGAUCCGCGGGCUUACAGAACCUACGCCAAGUACGGCCGAUCAAACAGGUGCAGGAAUGGAAAGGGAGGCCCCUGGGCGAAUGAUGUUUACAGAAUCUCAGGUUUGUUAUGUUUCUCUUACCAUUUAGUAAGUUUAUCAUCUGAACGGCAUAGCUAUCAAAAACCUGUGUAACAGUCUGGUUUUAAUGAUUAGUUCAUACCAGAAUCAUAAUUUUUUGUAUGAAGCAUCUCAACGGAGCGGAACCUUAAAUCCUCGAAUGUGAUUGGUUGAUCGUGUGCUCGUAACCAAUCCACCCUUUACAAUACGGAUCACGGUCCGGAAUUUUUUCCGCGCCAUUCGCGCAAAGCGAGUAAAAGCAAAGCAAUAGAAAGUUUGUAAGGAAUAAGUAAUUAACAGAUCAUCAAUUGAUUCUUUAUUCUGAGUUGUCGUUUUAGUCACAUUAAUUUUGGUUUGUGAAACUCUAACGAGGUGCACAUUACUUGUCUUGUCUAGUGUUAUGGCUCAGUUUAUUUUCCUACAGUAUAUUCUACGUAGAGUUUUCUUCUUACUCGCCUUUGGACCUGGUGGUUCCUCACUUAUCAAAACCUUCUGUUGACCUCGUCAUAACUGAUAAAUUCUCUCAUAACCCUUUCUUGUUUCUCAUAAUUCGGUUAUGAUAUGAUUUUGCCUUACUAGGAAAAUGUCGUCUUCGCACUACAACUGGCUACUGCUGUGUACCAUUCACGUAUCGCCGGCGUCGAUACAGAGGUUGUGCUACAAACAGUCGUGGCCAAAAGUGGUGCGCGAUCACUCCUGACUUUAGGACGAACAAACUGUGGGGGUACUGCAGGGGUGGAGCAAGACGUAAGUCAGAUCAAUUUGCCUCGUAG
Pocillopora meandrina is the source of this 8228-nucleotide messenger RNA. NCBI's taxonomy places the organism in Eukaryota, Metazoa, Cnidaria, Anthozoa, Scleractinia, Pocilloporidae. The record is from the annotation of a GenBank genome assembly.